Molecule: messenger RNA, 2001 nt
Organism: Oldenlandia corymbosa var. corymbosa
Lineage: Eukaryota; Viridiplantae; Streptophyta; Magnoliopsida; Gentianales; Rubiaceae
Source: the annotation of a GenBank genome assembly
AUGAGGAAGUGUUCCUCCUCCUUCUGCGAUCUCCGGUACCUCCUCCUCCUCGCCGUCAUCCCUUUUAUAUACAUCCAGAUGAGGCUCUUCGUCACCCAAUCUGAGUACUCCGAUCGCCUUGCUGCCGCUGUAGAAGCAGAAAACCAUUGCACUAGCCAGACACGAUUACUUAUUGAUCAGAUCAGCAUGCAACAGGGAAAGAUUGUGUCCCUUGAAGAAGAAAAGACACGCAAGGACAAGGAAUGCCGGCAACUGAGAUCACUUGUUCAAGAUCUCGAGAGGAAGGGCCUGAAGAAAUUAAUCAGCAAUGCGCAGACACCUGUAGCUGCUGUUGUAGUGAUGGCCUGUAACCGUGCUGAUUACCUGGAAAGGACUAUCAGUUCUGUACUUAAAUAUCAGAAAUCCAUUGCUUCAAAAUUUCCUCUGUUUAUAUCCCAGGAUGGUUCAGAUGCAAAGGUUAAACACAAAGCUCUGAGCUAUGAUCAGUUGACUUAUAUGCAGCAUGUUGAUUUUGAUCCUGUUUACACGGAAAGACCUGGAGAGUUAGUUGCAUACUAUAAGAUUGCACGUCACUACAAGUGGGCAUUGGAUCAGUUGUUUAACAAACACAAUUUUAGCCGAGUUAUCAUACUUGAGGAUGAUAUGGAGAUUGCUCCUGAUUUUUUUGAUUUUUUUGAGGCGGGUGCCCUUCUUCUUGACCGUGACGAGUCAAUUAUGGCUGUAUCUUCGUGGAAUGACAAUGGACAAAAGCAGUUUGUGCAAGAUCCUUAUGCCCUGUACCGCUCAGACUUUUUCCCAGGUCUUGGAUGGAUGCUGUCUAAGUCUACAUGGGAUGAGUUGUCUCCGAAGUGGCCCAAAGGCUCUAGUUUGGGACAAUUCUUCAAACAAUACCUUGAACCUAUUAAGCUGAAUAGUGUUCAGGUCAAUUGGAAGUCAAUGGAUUUGAGCUAUCUAUUGGAGGACCAUUAUGUGAAGCAUUUUGCUGCCAUGGUUAAAAAUGCAAAACCAGUACAAGGAACUGAUGUUGCCCUAAAAGCACGAAAUAUAGAUGGUGAUGUGCGGAUUCAAUAUAACAGUCAAUUGGAAUUCGAGCUUAUUGCUCGUCAGUUUGGCAUUUUUGAAGAGUGGAAGGAUGGGAUCCCAAGGGCAUCUUAUCAAGGAGUAGUUGUUUUCCGUCAUCAAUCUUCAAGUCGUGUAUUCCUUGUUGGACCUGAUUCUCUCAAGCAGCUUGGAAUUGGUCAUAAAUAGAGAGUAGUAGAAGGGAGAAAAAAAACUUGAUCGAGGUGAAGAAUAUGCUUUGUGUUUGGAAUGAGGAUGUCUGUUUUGUGCAGUUUUGUUUUACUUGCAAUUCUCUCCAUACGAGGGAACUGACACCUCGGACGCUUGCAUUUUUUACCAGAUGGGAAUCUUAUUUACGAUGCGCCUCCAUUAACAUCGCCAAAAGCCAGCAAACCGGUAGGUGACAAAUUUUGGAAACUUUCACUUUAGAUUCUGAGGGAUGUUUUGGCUUUACUGUUUUGCAAACAUUGUUGUCAAAAAGUUUGAGGAAUUAAAUGACACGGUUCAGACUGGCCUUUGAUCUCCCUAUUUGUUUUGUCCUUCAAGUAACAAUGAAAACCAUACUUAUACCUUUUGAACUUUGGGUUGUAUUUAUUAUUAUUAUUAUUUUUUUUUUUUUUUGUGCCAGUAUAUGUAAACUUUCAGUUCCAAGAACAGUUUAUUGUAAUUAAUUCAUUAUAAAAUAAAAGUAAAGUAACUCAUUCUUUCCCAACAAAAGAACCAUUGACUCAACGGCUGUUGUGGAAUUUAAGUUUAAGAUUUGCUGCUUUAAGAAUCUCAAGAGCAGAAUGGUAAAUUAACAGAAAGGUGGCCCUGGUCAACAAGACAUUUGAUACAAUCAUCGAACAUUUCUGGGAUGGACUUGAAGGCGUUGAAUCCUAAGCCCUUCAGCUUAGAUGUAUCCAGGUCAUAAGAUGGUCUGUCAUCCAGUUUCUUGAACCU